Messenger RNA from Archocentrus centrarchus (flier cichlid), 2172 nucleotides. It is a transcript of the gene tmco4, whose product is annotated as transmembrane and coiled-coil domains 4. The record is from RefSeq and is a predicted model, not a curated record. The transcript is spliced from 14 exons. The coding region runs from base 97 to 2088 and encodes 663 amino acids. NCBI's taxonomy places the organism in Eukaryota, Metazoa, Chordata, Actinopteri, Cichliformes, Cichlidae.
AGAAAGUUGAUCACAUCAUCGACUGCGUUGAUAUUGUGCAUUUCACGACGAACACGUCAAUGCAACGAAAGUUCAAUCUGCGGAGUUGUGACACCUAUGACAAUGGAGGAAAAACAGAGCAGUACGGACACAAAUAUUGCCCCAGACCCAGGGGGGGCAGGAACAUGUGACCAACGCCCUGAGAGAACAAUCAGCAGACAGCUGUCCGAACAGAACCGGUUCGCUUAUGCUGCUCUUUGUGGUGUCUCCUUGGGCCAGUUGUUUCCUGGGUCUGAAAACAGGCUAUUUAGGGAGCAGUACCUACAGGCCUUAGUUCGCUGGUUGGAUCUGGAUGAGUCGGUGAUGCCAGUUAUGGGAGCCUUCCUGUCAGGUUUGGGCUUCGAGGGCUCUGACACCUUCCUCUCCAUCUUACAGGCUGAACCGCUGCUGGCAACAGGGGCCAUCCCCAUCAUGCAGGAUCUGGUGUCUUUUUCUGUCAAAGAUGGCGAGUAUGAUGCCAGGGCAAGGGUUCUCAUCCGUCACGUCAGCUGUCUGCUGCGAGUCUCUCCACAGGAGCUCGAGGAGUUUGAGGAAACUCUAGGAGAGAGGCUGAGGGAAGGAGGAGAGGAGAGCGAAGAGGAGUCCACACGAAGGCGAAAGAAAGAAAGAGGGCGAAAGCUACGGCGUUACCUCCUCAUUGGACUUGCCACCGUGGGUGGAGGAACAGUGAUCGGUGUGACAGGUGGACUGGCGGCCCCUCUGGUGGCAGCAGGAGCCGGUGCCGUGCUGGGGGCUGGAGGUGCUGCUGCUCUGGGCUCGGCCGCUGGCAUUGCAAUCAUGGCCUCUCUGUUUGGAGCAGCAGGAGCUGGACUGGCUGGCUAUAAGAUGAAUAAGUGUGUUGGGGCAAUAGAAGAAUUUGAAUUCCUGCCAUUGAAUUCUGGGAAGCAUCUUCAUCUGACCAUUGCAGUGACAGGCUGGCUUUGCAGUGGUAAAUACAAUUCGUUCCAGGCCCCGUGGUGCAGUUUGGGCGAGUGUGGGGAACAAUACUGCCUAGUGUGGGAGUCGCGCUUCCUCAGGGAUCUGGGCUCCGCCAUGACCUCUCUGUUGGAUGGGCUGGUCAGCAUGGUUGCUCAGGAAGCCCUCAAGUACACUGUGCUGUCAGGUAUUGUGACAGCUUUGACGUGGCCUGCCUCUUUGCUGGCAGCAGCCAGCGUCAUUGACAACCCCUGGUGUGUUUGUCUGAACCGUUCUGCUGAGGUGGGGAAACACCUGGCACAGGUUUUGAGAAGCAGACAGCAGGGGAAGCGGCCCGUCAGCCUCAUAGGUUUCAGUCUUGGAGCUCGGGUUAUCUACUACUGCUUGCAGGAGCUCGCCAGCGACCAAGGUAGUGAAGGAGUAGUGGAGGAUGUGGUCCUCCUGGGGGCCCCAGUAGACGGCUCUGAGAAGGCCUGGCAGAGAAUGGCAAGAGUAGUAGCUGGAAAAAUAGUAAACGGAUACUGCAGAGGAGACUGGCUCCUGGGGUUCUUGUACCGAAGUUCAGCUGCACAGCUGUCUGUUGCUGGCCUACACCCAAUCAACAUCCAGGAUCAGCGCAUAAUCAAUGUGGAUCUUUCCUCUGUGGUUAAAGGUCACUUGGACUACAUGCGUCAGAUGGACACCAUCUUGGUGGCAGUAGGAGUUCCCACCAAAGAAGUCCCAGGAGCCUCUUUUGCUCUUCCUCAUUCUGUAACAGUAACAAAGGGGGCAGUGGGCAUCCCUGACCAAACCACCAAUGAGCAACAAGUGGCCGAGACACAGAGCCAAGGUGAGAAGGCCGAGACUUCUACACAAGAAAGCAGAGAUGUGAAAGAGUUGGCGGAGACGGCCGACGGUUGGGAUAUCCCUGAUAUUUCAGACCUGCUGGACUCAUUAAACGACACAGAAUCAGACAGCAGAGUGUCACUCCAGAACCAUUCAUCCCUUAUUUCUGAGGAGAGUGCUCCUACUAACACAGUAGCCACUGAUUUGAAUGCCCAGUGUGAUGGUUUAGACGAGGCUGACCUGGAUAACGAACACAUAUCAUGGAGCUGGGAUGACACACACUGGACUACAGAAAACUCGCACAAAUAAAGGCGGCCAAACUUGUAAAGAGCAUGUUACAGGAGCAGCUGCUUCCUUGUAAACUCUCAUCAUCUCGAGUUAGUUUUUUUUUUU